Messenger RNA from Penicillium bovifimosum, 999 nucleotides. Its product is annotated as putative short chain dehydrogenase/oxidoreductase. Gene Ontology annotation, cellular component: intracellular anatomical structure. The record is from RefSeq and is a predicted model, not a curated record. The transcript has 2 exons. Gene Ontology annotation, molecular function: oxidoreductase activity, acting on NAD(P)H, oxygen as acceptor. The coding region runs from base 1 to 999 and encodes 332 amino acids. NCBI's taxonomy places the organism in Eukaryota, Fungi, Ascomycota, Eurotiomycetes, Eurotiales, Aspergillaceae.
AUGUCUUUCACUCUUCCCCGAGUGUUGGCUCCCGCUCGCACACGUCUCGCUGGAGCUGCUAUUACUGCUUCUCGUGUUUCACCUUCCUCGUCAAUCCGGUUGUAUUCUACUUCGAAAAGCACAUUCAGUCCUCAAGAUCUCCACAAUGUGUCUCACAGCCCGGACCACAUCCAAUUGAAAGCGCCGGCGAAGGAGCUCUUGCGCAAUCAUCACCGAUUCGGCGAGUUCAAUCUCGAGGGUCGAGUAUAUGCUAUUACUGGCGGUGGACGAGGGCUGGGACUAUCAAUGGCGGAAGCAUUGAUCGAGGCUGGAGCAAAAGUGUAUUGUCUCGACCGCUUGGAAACCCCUCACCCAGAUUUCCUCCUUGCAAAAGAAUGGGCCUCGGCUGACUACGGCUGCAGCUUGGAAUACGUCUGUAUCGAUGUCCGCAACAAGGCCAAAGUAAACGACGCGUUCGCAGCCAUUGCAGCGCAGGACAAGCGAUUAGACGGUCUGAUCGCUGCCGCCGGGAUCAACCACCUCCAAAGCGCGCUGGAGUAUUCACAGGAGUCUUUGAACGAGGUGAUGUCCAUUAAUUACAAUGGCGUGUUCAAUGCAGCCACCGCUGCUGCCCAGCAGAUGGUCAACUACCAGCAGAAAGGCUCCAUUCUACUGGUGGCCAGCAUGAGCGGACUUGUCGCAAACAAGGGCAUGACGUCACCGGUAUACAACUCGUCUAAAGCAGCGGUAAUCCAACUAGGCCGGUCUCUCGCUAUGGAAUGGGGUCGCCACGGUAUCCGUGUCAACAACCUGUGUCCCGGUCAUAUCAUUACCCCGAUGGUUGCCGAGGUGUUCCAGCAAAAUCCAGCUGCCCGGGCCGUUUGGGAAGCAGAGAAUAUGCUUGGUCGCUUGGCGCUGCCGGAGGAGUUCCGAGGCACAGCGCUCUUCUGUCUGUCUGAUGCGAGCAGUUUCAUGACUGGAAGUACGCUAGUCAUUGAUGGAGGUCAUACUGCUUGGUAA